AUGGACUGCCACCCCCGCGUCACCUCCCCCUCCGCAAACUCCUCCCUCACAUCCACACCCCUCGAGCACUCGCGCCGCACCUCCCGCGACUCCGCCCACGACGCCCGCCACUUCCUCCAGCCCGAGGAAAAGACCCACCACACGCUCAACCAAAGCAUCAAGAAGAUGUGGCGGGAAAUUAAACAACACGCUAUUGAACACCACCGCAGCGUCAAUGCAGCCUGGCAGGCUCAGUAUGGCGCAGGGGUUUCUACUGGACCGCCCAAUGUGCUUGAGGGCCGCGCGAGGGUCGAGCAUAAGUAG
Molecule: messenger RNA, 303 nt
Organism: Plenodomus lingam JN3
Lineage: Eukaryota; Fungi; Ascomycota; Dothideomycetes; Pleosporales; Leptosphaeriaceae
Source: RefSeq, a predicted model, not a curated record